Bolinopsis microptera is the source of this 2073-nucleotide messenger RNA. Its product is annotated as transmembrane protein 184C-like. Bases 3 to 1250 code for a protein of 415 amino acids. Gene Ontology annotation, biological process: transport. Gene Ontology annotation, cellular component: membrane. The transcript is spliced from 10 exons. Lineage: Eukaryota; Metazoa; Ctenophora; Tentaculata; Lobata; Bolinopsidae. Gene Ontology annotation, molecular function: transporter activity. The record is from RefSeq and is a predicted model, not a curated record.
GAAUGGAAGAAAGUGACCAGGCAACCGUAAGAUGGGAUGAAUAUGCAGCAAGAUGGCUGAGGGCCAGGUUGGGCUACAUUCUACUCAUCAUUUACAUGUUGGGAUUAUGUUUCGCUAUCCCGCUCAGUGUUAACGAGCUCGUGAAGAGGCAUGCUGAGAAACAUGUGGUUGUCUGGUUUGUGGCUGGGGUGUUUGUUUACAUGACGAUACCUAUCACUACUGCAGGAGUUGUGCAGCACCUGAAGAACUUCUCCCAGCCUCCCCAACAACUGCGGUUAAUCAGGAUACUCAUGAUGGUCCCUGUAUAUAGCUUCUUUAGUUACCUGGGCAUGAUACUACAUAAACAGACCAUCUAUUUAGAUGCUAUGCGAGAGUGUUAUGAGUCGUAUGUGAUUUACAACUUCAUGAUGUUCCUAGUAACAUACAUGUAUGAACACUAUAAUGUAGAACAGUUGCUAAAUUACAAGGCUGCACAACCACAGCUCUUCCCUUUCCAGAGGCUACCUCCAUGGCCUAAGGGCAAAUCGUUUGUGAUAUGGUCAAAAAGAGGAGUGUUUGUCUACGUUGUCUCUAAACCAAUCACUACUAUUAUUAUGUUGAUAGCCGAACUGGCCGGCCACUCUGGAAAGAAUGAAUUUAGUAUAGGUAGUAUAUGGAUGUGGACAUUAAUAAUAGAUAACAUAGCCCAAAUGUGGGCCCUGUACUGUCUUGUUAUCUUCUACCAAGCACUUAAACACGAGUUAGCUGGAAUUGAACCUCUUCCUAAAUUCCUCUGUGUUAAGGCAGUGGUCUUCUUCUCAUUCUGGCAGGGACUCUUUUUGGAUUGUCUUGUCUUCCUCAGUAUUAUUAAAGAUAGUAAAAAUGAAGGUGGUUACACUGCAGAAGAAACAGCGGAGACAGUGCAGAACUUACUGAUCUGUAUGGAAAUGUUCGGUUUCUCAAUAGCCCAUCAUAUUGUCUUCUCUUAUAAACAUUACGUCUCAGAGAUAGAAAUACCACCCCCUCAGUUUCUAACUAGUCUAUCUCACUUGUUUGACUUCAGAGACGUCAGAACUGAUAUCAGAACACAGUUGGGUGAAAUGGCCUACGGUAGCGGUAAAAAGUCAAGAAAUUCGUUGGGAGUGAGUGCACAAACAAUACGUAACAACUACAGAUCUCGUCAUACAGAGAGAUCACCUCUACUUUCUUCAGAACAUGUUGAGUUGAACACUUUUAAAAACUAUAACCAGGAUAGCAACGAGAAUAUUUGAUAACUAAGCUGAGAAGUGAGAACUAGCCAGAGUCGAUCUACAAUUUCCAAAUACCCAAAAUAAUAAUUGACUAACUGUAGUUUUAAAAACAUGCUCUACCUGAAUGAUGCACCCCUUAAUUAUUUUGUUGGUACAUACAUCUAUAGCUACUUUUAUUCAUAAUCUUCAUACAAUGCAUACCUCUGCUUUUAUUACGUAAAAUCAAGAAGAAUGUUGUUCUCUCUGUAACACUAUACAAUAAAUUCUUCUUUACUUUUCUAAAGGGUUAAAUAAUCUUUAAAGAUUUUUUAAAUAUCAAUAUUAUUGUUCUGAAAAUGUUGAGCAAUUUCAACACUGUACCAUAGUGUACAGUGUACCAGUGUAAUAUAGUGGAUUAUUUUGUACGUGUAGUUUAUAUUAUUUUGUAGUGUGUUUAUGAUUCAUUAAUCUGUAUGCACGUGAUGUGAAUACUGUGUUCUGAUUGGUUAGUUUGUGUCACGUGGUGUGAAUACUGUGUUCUGAUUGGUUGGUUUGUGUCACGUGGUGUGAAUACUUUGUUCUGAUUGGUUAGUUUCUGUAUCCCAACUGUACUUGUAAUUGGGACUUUUGGAGUUUUAUUUUGUUUUGUUCACAAUCAUUGCUGUAAAUAGAAUGAGAGAAUAAAGUUUGUUUUUCCAUAUAUUUAAUAUGAUAAAUAAGUAUCAAUCAUUGGUCGAAUUUCAUUUUUUCUUUGAUUUAUUUCUUAAAUUUGUAAUCAAGCCACAUACAGUAAAACAGUUUAAGUUUGUUUUGUUAUAAAUAUCAAAUAUGCUUUUUGAAUUGAAACGUUAAACUUGUUUUACUC